UUAGAAUUUUCAAUGGCCCACUAAACGUUGGUUUCCGUGUCUCAGUCCGGAAAUCCAUCCCUUUCUUCUUCUCCUCUUUCUUCUUCGGUUUGAGCUCGGCUCCUCCCCAACCUAAACCAUACGCAGAUCUUGCCAUGUAAUCCCAAGGUGCUUCCCACCUGGGCUUUCCUCCUGGCUUCCGAACUUUCAACAAAAUGGCGAAAAACUCCAAAGAAGAGCCCAAGACCGCUCCUCAGUCCGAUCGCUGGUACAAUCUAACCCUAGGCUCCUCCUUCAAAACUGAUUCCUCCAACAAAUACUGCACCUUCCGAUAUGAAUUCAAACCGGCUUCGAUCGAUAAGAAGAAGCCAGGAUCGCUGCACAAGACCAAGGAAAAUAGGGUUUCUGUGGAAUUCCAGAACAAUCAAUUGGGAAAACCCAAAGUCACUUUCGAGGGAAGCAGUGAGGAGUACAAGGAACACGACGCCGUUCUGUUCUUCGAUGGCCAGACUUUCCGAUUGGAACGGCUUCAUCGGGCCGUUAAUAAGCUCCGGCACCUUAGGCAGCCCGGUGAAUCCGCGGCUGCUGGCUCUUCCAGCGUGUCCGCGCAGUCGGUUCCUGAACCGAGGUUAUCUCCGGUUGGGAAGGCUUCAAAGCCAGCAAAUUUUAGUAGAAGCACAUCUCACUCUGUACCGGUUGAGGUGGAACGAAUUGAUAUUGGCAAGCCAGAGAAUCCAGGUGCAAAACAUGCGGGUAAACGGAUUGCUGAUUAUCCAUCUGAUCCCCCAAACGUCUCCAUGGCUUCACCAGCCCCUAAGAAUGAUGAAGUUGAGGAACAUCAAGAUAUAGAUAUUGAUGAUCUUUUUGGUAGUGGAACCCCUGAAGAUGAACCUGUUACUGAAGAAAAAGACAACGUUGCAGUUGAUAUCAAUGUACCACAUCACAAUGAGUCUGACGAGGAGAUUGCUGAUGUAGAUGAUAGUGAUGAUGAGGUGGACAAGGGGCCCAAUGCUGCAGAAGCACUUAGAGCCCAGGUGAAUGCCGAAGAGAGGGAGAAGCAUGCUUCUAGUUAUAGUAGUAGCGGGAGUGGAAGCAGAAGUAGCGGGAGUGGAAGUGGCAGCAGCAGCAGUAGCAGCAGUGACAGUGAACGCAGUGAUGAAGAUGAGGUUACCUCUAUAUAACAUUGGCAAACUACCUUAAACCUGAGGAUAAAGCAGUUGAAGACAGAAAAUACAGAAUCUAUAUGAAACCAAAAGAAGCAUGGCUUGCUUGCAAACUAAAAACAAGCCAUCCUGGUUUUGAGGGAGGCAUUUUGUUUACCUUCCUUUUGUCGUACCGAUGGGGUUUACAUUGGCAUGGAUCGUCUUACAUGCUGUAGUGUUUAUGAGAGAUUUUAUUAAGUUACCCUAUCUGUUACCAUGCCACUUUUGGAAAAUGUAAUAAUGGGUAUAUUCUCAUGAACAACAUGAAACUCUUUUAGAUCA
Messenger RNA from Juglans microcarpa x Juglans regia, 1463 nucleotides. Its product is annotated as ELL-associated factor 1. The transcript is spliced from 4 exons. Bases 195 to 1160 code for a protein of 321 amino acids. Gene Ontology annotation, cellular component: super elongation complex. The record is from RefSeq and is a predicted model, not a curated record. Gene Ontology annotation, molecular function: transcription elongation factor activity. Gene Ontology annotation, biological process: positive regulation of DNA-templated transcription; regulation of transcription elongation by RNA polymerase II. NCBI's taxonomy places the organism in Eukaryota, Viridiplantae, Streptophyta, Magnoliopsida, Fagales, Juglandaceae.